UAACCCAACGCAUUAGCAUGGUCCUCUGAGUUCAAUUUGUUAUUUCGUAAACAGCACCCGGAAAUGCGGGGCUCGGUCGCGUUGUUGCUGCUUGCCGGCCUAGCCCUUUGUGCAAAUGCGCAGAAUGCUAUACGGGGCCUGAACCCGGACCUAGCGGCCCACUACUCAGGGGCUGGGGGCAAGUUCACAUGCAUUUCCGGGGGCAAGACUAUUCCCUUCAAACAAGUCAAUGACGACUACUGCGAUUGCGCCGAUGGCAGCGACGAGCCUGGCACUGCCGCGUGCCAUAAUGGACGGUUCUACUGCCGUAACCUGGGACACGAGCCCAAGCUGCUCGCGGCGGCCUUCGUGGACGACGGCGUCUGCGAUUGCUGCGACGGUUCCGACGAGGUGAAGGGCAAGUGCAGUAACACUUGCCUGCAAGCCAGCGCGGCGCACCGGGAGUCGCUGAAGAGCAACAUUGCGCAGUAUGAGCAGGCGCUGGCCACCAAGGCCGACUUCAUUAGCCAGGCGCGCGCCUUCAAGCAGAAGCUGCAGACAAAGGCGGCGACUAUCGACCAGGACUACGCUGCGGCGCAGGCGGAGGUGGAGCGGUUGAAGGCCGAGGUUAGCCGCCUGGAGGCCGAGGAGUCGGUGCAGCGGGCAGCGGAGGAGGCCCAGCGUGCUGCGGACCAGGCAGCGCAGGAGCAGGCGGCAGCAGCUGCUGCUGAGCACCAGGAGCUCAAUGCCGGGUCGGAUGGGCACGCUGAGCGUACCCUGCAGGAAGAGGGCCAACAGGCGUCUGAGGAGCGGGAGGAGACCCCGGAGGAGAGGGGACGUCGAAUCGCUUCGCAGUGGACUAACGAUCCUGAGGCCGCGGGCGUCCCGAGCUCCCAGGAGCAUGUGAACGAGGGCCAGGGUGAGGGCGAGGAGCAUGAGCACCACGGCGACUACUCCCACCAGGACCAGCACGACCACGAGGACGGCGACGGCGAGUACCACGAGCCCCGCCCAGACCGGGACGAGCAGGAGGCGCUGUCGGAGUGGGAAGACUUCAUGGUGUUUGUCGGCAUUGUCCAGGAGUGGGGAGCGCGCUGGUGGCAUACCCUCAAGACCGUUUUCCAAAAGGGGAUCAGGGACGAAGUGCUGGCCCACCGCGAGCGCCAGCGCCAGCGCGUGCAGGAGGCGUCAUCCAACCAGGGCAACCAGGAAACUCGCGGACGCCGUCGGCAGCGUCAGGCCCGUGCAGUGGACAGCCCUACCCCAAAGCCGGCCCGCCGUCAGCGCUCUAGGCCCGCUACCGCGUCCUCGCAGCCGGCAGCCGCCCGAAUUGCAGACGCCUCCACGCCGCUGGGCGAGGUGCGCGCCAAGCUGUACGACGCCGAGGCCACGCUGCGCGAGGCGGAGCGCGACAAGGAGCGCAUCGCCACCUACCUGUACGGCAACCUGGACUUCGGCCCGGAGGACAUUUUCCUGGCGCUGGCCGAUCAGUGCUUCACCAGCAGCCAGACGCGCUGGACCUACGAGGCGUGCAUCUUCAAGCACGCGGUGCAGCGCGAGGGCUACAGCAACAGCGUCACCGUGGGCCGCUGGUCGGGCUUCUCGUCCGACUACAAGACCAUGUUGUUCACGGGCGGCGACGAGUGCUGGAACGUGGGCCCGCGCUCGUUCACGGUGGCCAUGUCGUGCGGCAACGAGAACGUGCUGAGCGACGGCGAGGAGCCCGCCACCUGCGCCUACAGCGCCAAGUUCACCAGCCCAGCGCUGUGCAACGACGAGGAGCUGAUCGGCUUGCGCAACCAGCUGGCCAACCUAGAGGCGUUUGAGCGCGAGGUGGCGGAGAAGAUUGCAAAGGACGAGUUGUAGGCGGGCUGUAGUGGCGGCUGGUGCUCCUUAGUGGUGGUUGUGGUGUUCUGGGUAUCCUGGAACCCGGCUUAGAGUCUAGAAGCUUGAUGCAGUAGCUUGCGGUGUUGGGUGGAUAACAAGGGGGGUGGGCACAUAGGGAGAGCGAUGGACAGACGCAAAGCGAGCGCAGACCCACAACGGGCCGUAGGUGUAGCGAGAGGCGAGGAGAGGCUGCACGUACAUAGCGAGGCCAGACAAGAACUUGUACCCGCUACAGCACAUGUAGGCUGUGGGCAUGUGUAAAAACUGUCGGCAGCAAUGUGUAAAGCAUGCGUGUU
This is a messenger RNA of Chlamydomonas reinhardtii, 2162 nucleotides long. RefSeq lists its product as uncharacterized. The coding region runs from base 64 to 1845 and encodes 593 amino acids. Gene Ontology annotation, cellular component: glucosidase II complex. The record is from RefSeq and is a predicted model, not a curated record. Gene Ontology annotation, molecular function: protein binding. Gene Ontology annotation, biological process: N-glycan processing. The transcript has 8 exons. NCBI's taxonomy places the organism in Eukaryota, Viridiplantae, Chlorophyta, Chlorophyceae, Chlamydomonadales, Chlamydomonadaceae.